This is a messenger RNA of Xenopus laevis (African clawed frog), 3557 nucleotides long. RefSeq names its product muscular LMNA-interacting protein-like (gene mlip.S). Bases 181 to 2691 code for a protein of 836 amino acids. Lineage: Eukaryota; Metazoa; Chordata; Amphibia; Anura; Pipidae. The record is from RefSeq and is a predicted model, not a curated record. The transcript has 13 exons.
CUCUGGUUUAUGGAUUUAGAAAGACAUAAAACAGAAAUCCCCUCAAACAAGACUUUAAGAAAGAAGAUUAUGGAGACAUUAAGAUGACACUUUCACUAAUUGAGGCAAACAUCGGGAUUCAAUUUAAUAAACAGAGCAUUCAAUGCUGGCAAGUCGCUGAAUAGUCAGUAUGCAGAAUUAAUGGAGAUUUCAUUGAAUGCACCUGGAACGCAGUCUAUGAAUUUUACCUUUAUUCCAACACUUGGCACACUUCCCUCCGAAGUACUAGUUGGAAAAGACCACAAUUACAAGCCGAAAGUUGUCAGCUGUAGAAGAGAAGAAAUUUCAGCAAAGCCUGAAGGAGCUUCUGUAACAGAGAAAAACAAAAAUGCAACCGGUGGCAGAAUCUCAGAUUCGUAUCACACAUCCAGCAUUGAACAGAAUUUUCCAGGACAAAGGGUAUCCGCAGGUCAAGCACAAGAUAUGCAGCAAAAUGAUCUAUUCAUAGCAGAAUUUGUCCUUGUUAUGGACUCUGAUGAAGGUGAAGAUGAAGUGAUGAACAAAAGCAAAAAAGCCUUUACUUUGGAAGAAGCAAAUUAUAAAAUCAGUGGAGCACAACUGCGAGUUGUAGAAAAGCCUACAGCAUCUCUAUCCGAAGUGACUGUUAAUGAGAUAUGCAUCCCUGAAGCAAAACCAAAUGACUUAUCGCGAGAUGUAAACUGCAAAGAAAAAGAACUGGAGCUUCACUCUACUGUACCUUCUACUGGCUCUGUAGCAAAUAAACCUCAACUUGCAAAUUCAUAUUCAACUAAUCCAAGAUUAAAUCAUAAAAAGCCACUCAUACACUGUAUUUCUGAAAGCCGAGAGUUUUUGUUUAGCUCUGCUCCAUACAAUAUUUGUGAUGAACAGACUUUAGAAGAACAUACAUCUACUCCUAAUAAACCCUUUUCAUCACAUGUAUCUAAAUUAUGUACUACUCCAGUAAAUACGCAGCAUACAUUAAUACAUGGAAUAGAUGAAACCUUUAUGAAAGCUUCACAAUUUUCAAAUGAACUAGAAAUGCAAGAUACAGUUGUUAUAGAUUAUUCUACUGCUUCUUGUGAAAUGAGAAACAUUCCAUCCCCUUUCCAGAUAAAUGUUAUUAGAUAUCCUCUUUGUGCUAGCCCUAGCCCACUCCAGUCACCAUAUCAUGGCUCAUCUUCAACAAUAUGUAGCAUGGGUGAAUCUGGCAAUCCCAUCUCACCUGCCUCCAGCUGUGAAGCAAUAUCUCCAGUUUCAUCACAUCUUUCUUUUUUAACAUCAGUACUGAGAUCCAAAAAGACAAGCUAUGAAAGACCCCAUUCUCUUAAUUCGAGCCAAUUUAAUAUAACUUCUCAGCCUACAGCAAUUACUAGAAAGGCAGUUUCCUGUUUCUCUCUCAGUAGCCAACAAGAAUCCAAAAGAAAAGACAUUCAUAGGCAAGCUAAAGCAAUGCCCUCUGUUUCAGAAUCAAAUAUUUUGCAGACUAAAGGUUCUUUCCAUCAAAGGUCCAUUAGGACUCUUUCUCCUGAUUCUGAAUAUUAUACAAGUGUUCUAAAUUCUCCUAGAACAGACAUGUCCUCAUUUCCACCUUACUGCUUCAAAGAAAAUAGUUCACCAACUAAAGUAAAACCCAAUUUAAAUAAACCCUUUAAAAGGUAUCCUCUUCCUGCAAAAUAUAGAAAAGUUGCAUCAUUACCUUUAAAUUUGUCACAUUCUAGUCCCCAUCUUACUAGUCAAAAACGAGCAACAUCACCACAUGCACAGAGUUCUACAAGGUCUUUUGGUGACAAUAGACCAACAAACUACACACCAGCCAAAUUUUCAAAUUUAAAUUACCCAGAUGCACACUAUCUGCUACAUUCUAUGCCUCUCCCUUCAAAUACAGAAUUGCAGACCAUAUCUCAAUUGAAUACCAGACGUAUUCAGAUAUCCCCAAAUGAAAACAAACAAAUAGUCCCAUCCAUUUCUUUAUCACUGCAUCCAAAUGAGAAAUGUCAGCCCAACACAUUUGGCCUUGAGGAAUUAUCAAGGGAACAUGAGCCAAUAACUACAUCACUUGAUAGAAAUCUGUCAUCUCCAAAGUCAUCUUUGUCAAGAUCAAGUGAAUUGCUAUCAUUAUCACAGUGUUCUGACCAUGAAAAUAAAAAGCUAUACAGGAUCAAGCCAAACUAUAAAGUUUUUGCUGCAAUUCCUACAAACAAAUUGCUUCUGGAUCAAAAGGCGCUUGAUGAACCUGAAAUGAAUGAAGAAACGUCUAUGUUUGUUGAAGCAACAGAAACACAGCCAGAGGUGUAUUCUCCGGCUCUGCUAAGGCAACAGACAGAAGAAGUUUGUGCUGUGAUUGAUGAAGUCUUACAUGAAUCUCUUCCCUUGCACUGUGACUCAUCAAGGCCUGGAAAAAAAGGAUGGGAUUCCAAGUGUUUCAAUCAAAGUUCUCAGAAGCCAAAGUCUUCAUCAGGAUCUGCUGGAAGAGAAACAAAAUACGCUUCCCUUCAGUCACAGACAAAUGCAGUCACUGACUGUCAACAAACCAGGCCUGGGGUGAUCAGGCCACUUGCAGCAAAAGUGACUUAUACUGAGAAGAAAGAUGAUGAUUGCAGUUCAAAUCCAUUCUCACAUUUCACUUCCUCCAGAAAAGAACUUAAUGAUGCAAGAAUCAAGAAGAGGACACAUCAAAAUACAGAUUUAUAGUUUCCCUAUAAAUAUUGUUUCCAUUAAGAAAUGCUUUCCUAUUACAAGAAAUACAAUGUACUAAAGAUUAGUCUAUUCUAACUUAUAUAAUUAUUGCCAAGGAACUGUACAUAGUAUCGAAAUGAUAUUUCCUGCCAUAAUUGUUUUUUAAGGAGUUUAGAUCCUUUGUAUUAAGGACAUGAUGGAUAGUGCCUGCACAUUUUGGAAAAUUGUUUUUAACUAAAAUUUGUAAUAUCUGUAGAACUUCAGAUAAUCCCAUUAAAGACCAUCAGUGUUCUAAUAUAGUAAUUAAUUAUACAUAAAUGAUCUUUAAAUGGUAGGAUGUCUUACUAUUUUUAUUAUUAGAGUUUCAGUACAAUUUCACAUGUCCUGUCCUGUUCUAAUACAUUUUAUUGUGAAUUAAUAGCUUUAUCUCUUGUACUAUUUCAGCAAAGGGGAGACGGCUAAUUAACCUGAGAACCAGUAAGAGCUGAAGUGUGCUCAACUGAUGGUGAUCAGUCUUUGAGAUUGGCUACUAAAUGAGCCCAUCAGAGUUAAAACGAAGUUCAUUACAAAAUGUUUAAAAAUAUCACCUAAUGUGCAAGACAAAUUAGACAUACAGUAUAUGGUGGUUGGAUGUCAAUGAUGGGAAUUAUAGCUGAGCAACAAGUGGGAAUUAUUUUAAUUUAGGAAACACUACCAUAAGGUAUAAUUUUCUUCCUUUGUUUAAAACUGUAUUAUUUAACUGCUUCUUACUUGGUUGUCUGUAUCUGCCAUAAAAUUACUUUGUUGUGUAACAGAGAACAGUAUUUUGGUUGAUAUGCAGAACAAUAUACAGUGUGUAAGUGUUACAACUAUUUUUAAUUAAAUGGACAUGCAUAAUACCA